This is a messenger RNA of Sodiomyces alkalinus F11, 1200 nucleotides long. RefSeq lists its product as hypothetical. Bases 1 to 1200 code for a protein of 399 amino acids. The transcript has a single exon. NCBI's taxonomy places the organism in Eukaryota, Fungi, Ascomycota, Sordariomycetes, Glomerellales, Plectosphaerellaceae. The record is from RefSeq and is a predicted model, not a curated record.
AUGCUAUUCUCUCGAUCCCCGGCAGUCGUUGCCUGCCUCGUCUUCGCCGCAGCCUUCGCCGAAGCUAGUUCUGGGUUUAAGAGGGCCGCGAAUCCUGAACAUCCUGCCCCGGCCGGAGUUCAUCCUCCUCCUGCACCGGUUCAUCCUCCUCCGGUAGCGGUACAUCCCCCCCCCGUGGCAGUUCUUCCGGUCCCAGGCGCGUCCGAAGAGGUCUGCCACCCUGUUACCCGCACGCUUGUCCACACCAUCAACGUCCCCGUACCGACGACGAUCAAGCAGACCGUCCAUGUCACCGUCCCCGGACCAGUCGAGACGGUUCGCGUCCCCUUGCCGACAACCGUCGAACAGACUUCUGUCGUCACACAGGUGCAGACCGUGGUGCAGACGCAGGUGAACAACGUUACCCUCACGCAGACCGAGACGGAAACAGAGACGGAAACAGAGACACGGACGGUGGAGAAGCUUGUCACCAAGGUCCAGACCCAGGAGAGACUGGUCACCCAGGUGCAGGAGAGGCCCGUCACCGUCAUUAGCACUCAGUCCGUGCCCGUCACGCAACUCGUCACCCUGCCUCCGCAGGUCGUCCAGAAGACGAUCACUCAGUCCGUGCCCGUCACGCAACUCGUCACCCUGCCUCCGCAGGUCGUCCAGAAGACGAUCACCCAGGCGGUCCACGUUACGCUCCCGCCGCAGGUCGUGCACAAGGUGGUCACACGGGUCCAGAUCCAUACGCAGCUCGUGAGGGUGCCCGUUCCUGUCACCCAGGUCGUCACCGUUACGAGCACGGUCAUCGGCGGCGCGAACCCGAUCAACAACCCGGCGCACCCGCCGCCUGCGCACCCUACCCAGGUUCCUCCCCCCGUGCAUCGUGCCCCGGCGCCGGCGCCGGCUCAUCCACCUGUUAUGCAGCCGGUGCACCCGCCGCCUGCUCAUCCCUGGCAACCGGCUCCCGAGCAUCCGUCUCGCCCUGCGCCUCAAAAUCCGCCCCAACACCCGCCCCAGGUCCCCACUACCACGUCUAUCCCGGCCGCUGGCACUUCUUCGGCCGUCCCCACGGAGGACGCCUCCGAAGUGACGUCGGACGCACCGGCAACCACAACGACACCCCCCGCGGCGUCCGAGGAGGGCGGAACCGAACCCACGCCGACACCUAUCAUUGUUCCGGCCGGACGGAACAUGCGGUUCAUGAAGCGAAACUGA